This is a messenger RNA of Sorghum bicolor (sorghum), 744 nucleotides long. Its product is annotated as agamous-like MADS-box protein AGL29. The transcript has a single exon. Gene Ontology annotation, biological process: positive regulation of transcription by RNA polymerase II. Gene Ontology annotation, molecular function: protein dimerization activity; RNA polymerase II cis-regulatory region sequence-specific DNA binding; DNA-binding transcription factor activity, RNA polymerase II-specific. The record is from RefSeq and is a predicted model, not a curated record. The coding region runs from base 1 to 744 and encodes 247 amino acids. NCBI's taxonomy places the organism in Eukaryota, Viridiplantae, Streptophyta, Magnoliopsida, Poales, Poaceae.
AUGGUGAAGGGUAAGUCGACCAAGGGUAGGCAAAGGAUUGAGAUGAAGCGCAUCAAAGGUGAGGAGGCACGGCAGGUAUGCUUCUCCAAGCGACGCCCAAGCUUAUUCAAGAAGGCUAGCGAGCUUUCCACCCUAUGCGGUGCAGAGGUUGCUGUUGUCACGUUCUCCCCUGGUGGCAAAUGCUUGUCAUUUGGCCAUCCCUCUACUUUGUCUGUUGCUGACCGCUUCCUUGCCGCGCAUACUUUGGAUGGCCUCACCAUUGGAAGUGAUAGCCAUGGUACUCAAGGGUUGACCGGUAGUAGUCAAGAGAUGAAUCAGCAGGUUAUGGAGUUGCAAAAAUUAAUGGAGACCGAGAAGAGGAGGAAGGAGAUGCUAGUAGACGCUAUGGAUAGGGAGAGUGGGGGGCCUGUAAUGCAACUGUUGAAUGCCAAUGUUAGUGCAUUAGGGAUACAUGAGUUGGAGCAGUUGAGAAAGGAGCUUUGUAUGGUACAAGACAUGGUUAAGGAGAAGUCCCACGAGAUGCUGCAAGAUGCCAUGCAAACAAGAAGGCUGCCACCACAACCUCCUAUGCAUAUGGCAGCAAUGCCCUGGCAAGUUUUGUCUGGUGACCAGAGGGCCGGAACCAUGUAUACCACUGUUCCCAGUUCGAGCAGUGGACCAUGUGAAGGGCUUCACGCCAGCUCUCUGCUCCAUUGUUCCCAUGGUGGUCUUGGCAAUUACUCUAAUGGUCAAUAUGGAGGCUGA